Messenger RNA from Triplophysa dalaica, 3101 nucleotides. RefSeq lists its product as uncharacterized. Gene Ontology annotation, cellular component: nucleus. Lineage: Eukaryota; Metazoa; Chordata; Actinopteri; Cypriniformes; Nemacheilidae. The record is from RefSeq and is a predicted model, not a curated record. Gene Ontology annotation, molecular function: RNA polymerase II cis-regulatory region sequence-specific DNA binding; DNA-binding transcription repressor activity, RNA polymerase II-specific. The transcript is spliced from 3 exons. Gene Ontology annotation, biological process: negative regulation of transcription by RNA polymerase II. The coding region runs from base 785 to 2014 and encodes 409 amino acids.
UUACAUGACAUUGUUACUGAAGAAAUAAAGUUUGCAUUAAUGAUCUUCACAGACAACUGUGUGAAUCGCUUAUGAAUGUCCAAACAGUACGAUAUUUUAUUUUAAUUGGUUUUAUAGAACGAAAAGUGUUUGUUUUCUCUUAGUAAAAGUAAUAUAAACACAUUUUGAGAUUAUUCAUGUUGCAGGUAAAACCUUUGUUUAAAGCUCCAAUUCAUCUUGGGUCCCAAUUUGCAAUAGUAUUUAAAACUGAUGGUCUAUUGUAUUAUCAUCGUAUUGUAAUUUUAAGAAUGGUUUAAUCACCACAAGGAGGAGUUUAGUAAGACUGCAUUAAUACAAUUCAGUGAAGGAAUUUCUCAAUUCAAUUAUACAAACUUUACAUGACAAAAUAAUGACGUGAGUGAAAUAUUUUGUUCAUAUAAUCUCUUAUGACCGACUGAGAUGCUUUUUGGUAACUUUUCAUUGUAUCAAACUGUGUUCCUCUCUUAUGAUAACUCCAGAGCAUAACAUUCUCACCCUCCCUCUGUGCUUACAUCCAAUUGAAUAUAUACUGUCUUCUUGAUAUUGAUGCUAUCAGAGAUGUAAGGAUAGAACAGCAGGCAGGAGAAGAUGUGAUGAUAUAAUAAAAUGAGGAAAGUCUGUAAGGGAAAGUUGAAUAGUUGCGUUUUUAGAUGCUCAUUCUAACUCCGUCUAGAAAGAGAUUCGUCUGGUAGUGUUAUAGUAGCACACACAGUGGAAAAUUACUGCUUCACAACAUUGUCUCGUGACGUUAUUAAGAACCUUGAGAAUGGAAACUGGAAACUCAUAUCUUCUUGUGAAGACAAAACAAAUGCAGCAUUCAAGGCAGUCGAUUAAAACAAUGGACGAAGAGGUAGAUACCGAUAUGAUGCCACAUGAUCCCGUUCCUUCAACCACUUUCACGCUUUUGGGGGCCAAUGAAUCUAAAGUGCAACCUCCAGUGCAACCUCCAUCAUCACUCACAGCUACUCCUAAAUCAUCGAGGUCCAACCUGUGUCCAAAAUGUGGCAAGAUUUUCCAAAAAAAGUCUGACCUCAUAUCCCACACGAAGAUACACGUCCUAGAAAAGCCGUACAAGUGCUCCACCUGUGAAAAGAGUUAUGCCGGUAAGAGUGAACUCAACUUACACAUGCGACUGCACACGGGUGAGAAGCUUUUCCAGUGCUCGCACUGCAAGAAAAAGUUCUGCAGGAUGAAUUCUCUAAAGGUCCAUUUAAGGACCCACACAGGGGAAAAACCCUUCUCUUGUUCUCAUUGUGGGAAAUGCUUUUCUCAGAAAAAUGUUCUAAAAAAUCACGUGCAGUUGCAUGAAGGAAAUCUGCGCUUUCAGUGCGAUCAUUGCGAGAAGCUUUUCAACACUUCAGCGGCUAUGAGGAGACACAAAAUGACCCACACUGGAGAGAAGCCUUUUGUAUGCACACAAUGUGACAAAAAGUUUACGGCAAAGCCUGAUUUGAAAACUCACCUGAAUAGCCAUUCGGGGAACAAGCCGUUUGGCUGUUCUGUUUGUGGAAAGUGUUUCUUGAGAAAGCCAGAUCUUUACACUCAUCAGCUCAGUCAUCAGGACGUCCGUCCUUUUCAUUGCACACAGUGCACACUAAGCUUCAAAAGACUGAGCUACCUGAAAUCACACAUGAGGACCCACUCCGAUGACAGCCCUUACAAGUGCACCUACUGCAGCAAAUCCUUCAAGCUUCCCGUCUACCUAAGAGUGCACGAGCGCAUUCACACUGGAGAGAAGCCUUACAGCUGUGAGCAGUGUGGGAAAAGGUUCCAUUCAUCCGGAGACUGUACCAAACACCAGCAGGAACACACUGGGGAAAAACCAUACAAGUGCUCAAAAUGUGAUGAGAGCUUUAGCCACAGUUGCUCUUUAAAGAUGCACCAGGUCACGCACUCCAAGGACAUACCUUUCCACUGCGAGCAGUGCGGCAAGAGCUUUAACAGACUUGACACUCUGAAGAAUCAUAAGUUGAUCCACACUAAUGACAGACAGUGAACGUGUUCUCAAUGUGGGUCAGCCUUCAAAGACAGGAAGGAGCUCAAGUUGCACAAAAAAGUACACUCCAGCGUGUUCCAUUGCAGCACCCGUGUAAAAACCUCCCAAAGCCAUCAAGACAUGGCAGGGAUCAACAUCCACAAAUGCUCAGAGUGUGGAAAAUGCCUGAGCUCGGCAAGUUGUUUGAAGAAGCACAUGGAGCAAAAUUUUGGCAAGAAAAUGUACUGCGGUGAGUGUUACAAGAGUUUUUCCACCCUGUCGUGGGUACGUAAGCACCAGAGGUCGGAGCACACGGAUGAGAAGCUUUAAUGGCGACAUUCAGGAGAGAUGGAGUGUGCUUACUCGACUGCCAACAUACUUUACAGUGUCAACCCUGCUUAUGUGAAUCGAUGUAGUCUGUUGAUUAAAACACAUAGCUUUGCUUUAGUACACAUUUUAGAGUUUCUCCUAAUUGCUGUUGAAUCUCGUGACACAUUAAACUGUUCCCAGUCCACUAGAUGGCAGUGUUUGCUCUUUUUAAAGUACACAGGUCACUAUGCUACAGAAGGUGUUUUAACCCUAUUUUUAUCUAACACUUUUAUAUCUGAAAUGAAAGAAUGUAUCAAUUCAAAGGUUUCUAAAUGAAUGUAAUGAAUGUGUUUGCAGUCAAAUAUGCAAGUGGAAUAUCAUUUCAAUGCAAAUGGGACAACUUGAGGUAAAUCCCCCAGAGGUAUAGAUCAGAUCUGAUAUUAAAAAUCGAACUCUUCAUCAGAUGCUGUGAUGACUUUGUGUUAACCUGCCCGAAAGGUCUGAUAAAGCCAUGCACAAUUUGGAGGAAUUUUAAAGACUUCCAUAUGACCAGUGAGGAUGCAAUGUCCCAAACUUGUGAAAAAAAUUGAUAAGCAAUUCAAAGCAGCACAGGCAGCCAACGCAAAUUUUUUAAAAGCUACUGUGCUAUAAAUUGUAUAUGUAAUGACAUAUUUUCAUGGUAAUGAUAGAGUCUGCCUUUCAAAAAAGCCAUUCUUUGGAGUUCAUCAUGAAGGCACUCAAUCCAAUAUGAUUUCUCGUCUGUUUUUUCUAUUCAUUAAAUUUCUUUUAACCAAUUCAA